Messenger RNA from Rana temporaria (common frog), 5431 nucleotides. It is a transcript of the gene ZNF451, whose product is annotated as zinc finger protein 451. Bases 140 to 3265 code for a protein of 1041 amino acids. NCBI's taxonomy places the organism in Eukaryota, Metazoa, Chordata, Amphibia, Anura, Ranidae. The transcript is spliced from 15 exons. Gene Ontology annotation, cellular component: nucleus. Gene Ontology annotation, biological process: regulation of transcription by RNA polymerase II. Gene Ontology annotation, molecular function: sequence-specific DNA binding; DNA-binding transcription factor activity, RNA polymerase II-specific. The record is from RefSeq and is a predicted model, not a curated record.
GUCAUCACUGAGCGCACUUCGGCUAGAAGGACUACAUUUCCCAGAUAUCAGUCUGUCUUGUCUCAUGGCAGGAGCGGGAAUUCUUGUCUGUCCGGAGAGGGUAUUACUUUGACUACUUUAACAGCUUCACACAUCCUUUAUGAUGGACGCUAAUGAAAAUGACAUGGUAGAAAAAGAAAAGAUUAUACAGAAAGACCAUUUCAGUGAAGAGGAUGUGGAAUUUGUAGGUGAAGGACCUUCAAGACCUGUCCUGGAAUGUAUUGAUCUGGUUAGUGAUGAUGAUUCGCAGCCUUUGUACCAGCACAGAGAUCAUGUUGACCAUCCGAUGAAAAGCGUGACUGCAACCCUUGAUCGUCUAGCACGCCGUGUUGAGUUGCAAAAACAGAAGAUAGCAGAGAAAAACAAAGCAUUUCAGGACAAGUUAAUCUCCCAGCGUGCACAUGGGUUGCAAGAGUUGGCGCUUAACAAAGAUCGGCCUGGUGCAAGUGCUGCAAAAAGUUGUGUAAACCAGUGGCUGAGAAUGCCGGGUCUCAAGCCAGGUAAUGUGAGCUCUAGCCGCAGAACUUUCCCCCAGUCAAAGGAAUUUGGCCCCUUAAACACAGAACCAAUCGUUUGUCCUGUAAUGCAUUGUAACAGAAAAUUUGACAACCGGCAACUGCUGUUUGGUCAUCUAAAAAGGUUUGAUCACUCCCCUUGUGAUCCAACUAUUUCUCUUCAUGGAGUGGGUGAUAGCUCAUAUGUUUGCCUUGUGUGUCAGGAGCGAUUUUUAACCACCGAAGAAUACUCUGUUCAUUUGGAUACAAAGGUAAAGUUGGCUGAUGGUCAUCAACAAUCUCUUCCUCCAUUAGUUGUCCAGUGUUUUGCUUGUCCUAGAUGUUUUCUACUUUUUAACCAAAGAGAUGAAUGUCUGAAGCACAUGUCGACAAGCAAUCACUUUGUACGAAGCAUCGCACUUGGUGGUGAAAAUGGAGUUCCACGCCCACUACCUAUUCCAUCUUAUGCAAAGAGAGUCUUGAUUGCACUUUGCAAGGACAUUCCAUUUCAGGUUGUUUGUACAUCUUGUCGCUUGGAGCUGCGUUCUCAUCUGGAAGUAACUGCACACUUCAGGACGCUAUGUCGAAACGCUGGUCCUGCUUCAGUUUCAGAAAACAGCAUAGCUGAUGUUGCAUCUGUUUUCCAGCUAAAGGCUUUCUGCCUGACUUGUAAACAAGGUCUAAAUGAUAAACCACGCAUUGCAAAACACAUCACAAAAGCAAGUCAUAACGUCAAGAAGAUUAUUUCUAUAGAGGAGUCCAUUCUAGCAUUUUGCUACCUAAACGAAGGAACAAGAACACCUUCUGACUUCUGCCUGUUGGCCUCUAAUGCUAGAUUGAACCACUUUAUGCUUAAAAGAGACUUAAACAAUACUGAUGACGGCAUUGUUUUGUCAAAGCAUGUACAACAAAAUGAAACUGGUGGUUUAAAAAAAGAGGCCGAUAUAAUGGUGACUGCUUGGUUCUGUGAAUGUUCUCAACAGUUUUCAGCUGAAAAAGAUGCUGAAACACACAUUAUGGCAGCCAAUAGGAUCUCUCACAAGUGCAUAGUUUGUGGCAAGCUCGCUGAUGACCUCGCCAUUAUUCGCCUUCACAUGUGCCGAUUUCACGGUGGUGGGCGCUUGGACAGUUUUCUUUUUUGGUGCCAGAUGUGUAAGGUUGAGCUGGCAAGGACUGAAAAUGUGUUGAUGCAUAUUAUAGAUUGCCACGGUGGUCAUUCCUUUUACUAUGAACAGGAGGUGCCAGAGGAGCAACCAAUUUCCUUAGAGAUUGACCCAAGAUCUGAAAGUCCAGCAAGUAAUGCAUCCCCAUCACCACAGCAGUCUGAGGGUUUGUGGCAGUGUCAUAUUUGUGAGGAGACUUUUGAUAAUGAAGAAACGGUUCUACAACACUGCCAAUCCUUAAGCAUUCACCAGUUUCAUAAAUAUUGCUGUGACACCUGCAAGAGGAAGUUUCUUAAAAUGGAGACUUUUCUUCGACAUUGUCAGCUUCAGCAUAAUGGGGACAUAAACGUGAAAUAUUUCUGUGGGCUUUGUAAAGAUCUCUACUAUGAUGAAGAAGCUGCCUUCCUUGGCCACUAUGAGAGUUUUCACGCUAUGGACUAUAGUUAUGUACCAAAUCAGGGGCAAUCAAAUGUUAAAAUUCCAGAUGUUGCACCGACCACAUGCAGUGAGCCUGAAAAGCAUCUGACUUGCGGCUGUCUGGAAAAAUAUUCUCUCAAAACAACAAAGAAGGCAGAUGGCAAACUCUGCUUGGAUAGACUGUUUGGGAAAGGAAACCUCUGGUAUAGCUGCUGUUUAUGUCGUGCAACUGACCAAACCUUUGAAGGCAUCAAUGCACAUCUUUGUAAGAACGAGGGGCAGUCUAGUGACAGAAAUUUUGUUGUUAAGUGCAGCAUUUGUUCGAAAUCUUUUUUAAACCCAGAAAGUGCUCAAGAUCACUACCAUAUGAAACACUGUUUCUUGAAAGAGCCAAGUAAGAAUUAUAAUUUCAAAACUGAUGAAUCCAUAGGUGAGGUGUUUACAUUUACAGCUAGUGGUACUUCGGUUAGUAAACCACUAGCAAGACUGAAGCACACAAAAGAAUUUCAUCGCAAGGCUGAGACGAAAGGCAAAAGUCCCCCUGAAAAAAUCCCACCAAAAACUGAAGUUAUGGAGAUAGAAAACCGUGACACAGAACUGCAGGAUUGUGAAUUACCAGAUUUAGAUUUCCUCGGAACAAUGACCCACAUUGUUUUUAUUGACUUGGACAAUUGGGCCCAGUUUUUUACUCGUCUGCCAGGAUACCUAAACCAGGGAACAUUUGUGUGGGGAUUUCAAGGAGGGAAGGGCACAUGGAAACCUCCAAUGGACUGCAAAUUUUUCAAGCAUCUCAACAAUACUGGCUGUUUUUUCCUUCACCCUCGCUGCUCUGAUCGUAAAGAUGCUGCCGACUUUGCCAUAUGUAUUCAUGCUGGACGUUUAGAUGAGCGGCUUCCGAAGCAAAUCCCUUUUUCUGUCCUGUCUGGUGAUAAAGGUUUCCUAGAAUUGGAGAACCAGUUUAAGAAAACUCAACGUUCAGCUCAUAUCCUAAACCCUCACCAUGUAGGAGGAGAUGUGAUGUGUGCUUUACUGAACAGCAUAUCGGAUACCAUACAAGACGCACAUGAUGAAGACAUGGACAUAACCUCAGUAGAACAGGAUGAAGAUGCUGCUAUGAAGGAAGCAAUGAAAAGAAGCCUACUGGAAAUGUAAUUCCUUUUGGAAUGGAUCUUUAACGCUCCUGGUUCCCUCAAUAAUAAUAAAAGGCAUGUUUGUCAUCGGUGCUGCCAAGAACUUGAUGCCUUAAAUUAGACUCAUGCUUUUUCUGUUAACCUAAUAAGUCUGUUUAAUACUUAAGUGAUGUUCAUGUCCUGAAUUACAUGGGUGUCAUUGUACUUUGCAUUUCCAACUCUGUACCUUGCAUUAAACGUGGUAUUGCAAACUUAAAAUAUUGCCAUGAAGGGGAAAUUGUGAAUGGCAAAUUGAUAUCCAAUUUCAGGUAUUCAUUGGUCAUUCUGUAAUAUACAGUGUGUGUUGGAGCCUCUGAGAUCUCUCCUAGCAGUAGCAACUUAUUAGCCAGUAUAUGAGUAGCUUCAUUUCAGGACCAAGAGUAAUGGUUACAAGAAAUCAUAUCACUUGGUAACUGAUAAUUGCUGGCUGUACAGCUGUCAGAUUUGGAGAAGGAAAAACAAUGUGCAAGGCUUUAAAUUGCUUUAUCUUACUUGACUACUAUGCAGGAAAAGUUCCACGUUGCGACUUGGUGCCAGGACUUUAAAAAAAGUGUUUUCAGCUGUCUUUCCUGAAUUCAUUUAAAGUAGAAUUCCAGAAUAUCACUAACUAAUCAUAAAACUGCUAAACCUGUAGAAGGAUGCAUAUAUUCUGGUCCAGUCAUGUGAUCUCUCCUGUGUUUGCCUCACCGGCUACAGGAGAGCGGUAAGGGUGCUCCAACAAUAGCUGGAAUGCCUGAGCGGUGACAUUACUCAUAGGCUUACUAUUGGCCAUCUGUUGUCAGCGCUCCUCCCUCACUGAUAGCUGAGGGAAGCCAAUCACAUGACUGGAGAGCAGCAGCCAGAAUAUUAAUAAGUAUAUACAUCUCUUUUUAUAUACAGGUUAUUUUUUUUUACAUUUUUUAGAAGGAAGUGGGAGCAGUUUUAAGAUUAAUUGGUGAUAUUGCAAAAUUUCACUUUAAGCUGGACAUAGACAUGAGAGAUAACCAUUGCCUAGUCUAACCAAAUCAGCUGACUGAUGGGGGGGGGGGGGGAUUAAUUGGGAAAACCUUGCCCCAUUGGUAUUGCUGCUAUAUUAAAUAGGUGGUGGUGGUGCUGGAUGCUUCUGCACAUUCCAUUCACUACUGUAUAUCAAUGCAUACAUACUUGUUUAGUCGGACCCUGUCAGCUGACCUGUCUUGCAUGUCAGUGGCCAUGCAAACCAAGUCUGUAACUCGCUGGGAUAGUUCUUGUAUAGCUUAAAUCAACCCUGCACUGAGCAUAACCUAAUCAAGGUAAUGCUAAACAUGCACAACAAGUUUGUCUGACAUUAUGAGUUCUAAUUGCUACCACAGGCUGCUACUGCAGCCUGUCGGAGAGGGAAUACACUUUGACAUAUGUAUACUCACCACUUGACCCAUGAAUGCCGUUUCUUUGGGGAAACGCCCUAUCCCUGUACAAAUACUUACUUUUAGAAAAGCUGUGCUUAAAUGGACCUUUUUUGGAGAGAGUCCAGAGUUGUGUACUAGGAGAUGCAGGUGACUGCCUGCCAUCAAAUGUCACCAUUGUGCAAAUUAUUUUGUUCUUGGUGCAGGAUUUAAAAAAAAAAAGGAUUGUGCUCUUAAAAUGUAGUGUGCUACUGCUGGCAUUGGUUUCUGAAAAUGCAAGGUACUUGGCUGCUAUGCUGAUGCAGUGGCUUUUGCUCUUUGUCAUUGACCUGGAACAGGUUCCUCUGUGUGGAACGCUUACUUUUCUGGCUUAGACAAGGACUGACAAAAUUCUUCUCUCAAUAAGCUUCUUUUAAGACGAGCUGCAAGCAAGUAGGUGACAAUUAAAAGACAAUGGGGUUGAUUUACUAAAACUUGAGUGAGAGCUCAAAAUUUGAUGCAGCUGUGUAUGCUAGCCAAUCGGCUUCUAACUUCAGCUGAUUGGUUUCUAUGCAUCCGAUUUUGCACGCUCUAGUUUUAGUAAAUCAAACCCCAGUGUCAAUUGCCAUGUACCUGAAAUGCUUUCAGUUUUUUUUUUUUUUUUUUUUAGAGACUUGUGUUUUUCAUUAUUGUAUAUUUGGUAUGUUUAUUUCUGUAUGUAAAUGUUUGUCUGUUGAGCGACAAAGUAGGUAAUAAUAUGCUUGCUUGUAUUUGGGUUUCUUAAUAAAUAUUCUUUAAAUUUGUCA